Messenger RNA from Linum trigynum, 2691 nucleotides. The record is from the annotation of a GenBank genome assembly. Lineage: Eukaryota; Viridiplantae; Streptophyta; Magnoliopsida; Malpighiales; Linaceae.
UAUCUAUACAUAUUUCUCCUAUUUUGACUUUUCUUCAAUUAGUUAGAGUCAAUCUUUCAACUUGUUAGGCUCAAUUAUCCAUUAUAUUAUCAAUAUUUUUCAUUCUUAAAGUGUUUUUCCCUACGUUUUAUUGUAAAAAGUAAAAUUUACUUGUAUUUUUUUUGAACAACAUAUAAGAGUGGGUCGACCCGCCCCGUACCCACGCGGAUUUUACCCGCCCCAACCCGUAGUAGCGUGGGGCGGGACAUGGGAAUUGAGGUACCCGCCCCACCCCGCCCCAUUGCCAUCACUACCCUGGACCUUCAACAAAUCAACAUCUCCACCGGAGUCCGGAAACUUCAAACGAAGCUGAACCGAUAUUUCGGUUUCCAUGGGCUGGCCAUGGUUUCUCCCAGGAUAUAAGGUUCGGCCUUUGGGCCAGUUCACCUAAUUAAGUGACGACGUAUGAAGGUCCAGUAGGUGUGGUAAAUUUAAUCGUCAGAACCACAAACUUUCCCAGGCCCAAAAGUAAAAGCCUCAUCAGCUUUGGGUUCCAAAUGAGCCAAGAUGCUCUCACAAGCAUCUUGAUGUUUCGAAACUCGACUCGUUUGAAGAAAGGAAAGGGAGGAGAGAAAUUGUGUAAGACCCCUAAACCCAACCGUUCGUCGUCGCUCCCCAAAUACUCCAGUUUUUUCCCUCCUGUACGGGCGACCUCCAUGAAUGCGCUCCGACUGAGCUGCCAGCAGCUCCAGCAAUCUGGUCGUGCCACUUCCAAAGCCAUAACUGGGGUUGCCUCUUACUGUAGAAGUAGAACUUCUCCUCCCGCUCUUUCUUCGGCUCCACCCGACUCGUUGGCCAGUAGGGUAUGGAGGUCAGGCCCCUCUAUUGGAUUCUUCUCCACUGAACCAGAGCCCUCACCACCACAUCCUGCUCCUUCACUAUAUAAAAGAAUUGAGAGCGUGAGAGAUCCGAAAACCUCCAUAAUUCCGGUGCUCGAUCAAUGGGUAAGAGAAGGAAAUCCUGUUGGAGAACAGCUCCGAUUUCUGGUUGCGCGUUUGAAGAGUUACAAGCGCUUCCACCAUGCCUUGCAGAUAUCGAACUGGAUGUCUGCUCGUUGCAUUGUGCAAUUCUCAUUCAAAGAUGCUGCAACUAGGCUGGAAUUAGUCUACAGAGUUCAUGGACUAGCUGAAGCAGAAAAUUACUUCAACAACCUAUCAAAGAAAAUGAAGUGGAGAAAUGUGUACUGUGCACUUCUCUAUAUCUACGUACAAGAGAAAUGUGUCGAGAAAGCGGAAGCAGUUGUGCAGGAAAUGAAAGAAAAAUGUAUGGGCUGCUGUUCUUUUCCUUUCAACCUGCUCAUCAACCUUUACCAUCAAGUCGGAGAUUUUCAUAAACUCGACCCUUUACUCGAACAGAUGCAGAAAGAGGGGAUUCCCUAUGAUAAGUACACAAGAAAAAACCUGAUUUCUGCUUAUUCUGCUGCAUCGAACAUACCCCGGAUGGAAGGAAUCAUUAAUCAGAUAGAGGAGAAUCCACUCGACUCUGGUGCUGUCUCUUGGGAUGUGUAUACAACAGCAGCUAGCGGGUAUUUAAAUGUCGGGUUGACCGACAAGGCCUUGGCAAUGCUGAAGAAAGCAGAGGAAAAGAUGCCCAAGCACCGGAGAGCCACUGCUGUGGAGUUUCUGCUUACUCUAUACACUAAGGCUGGUGAUAAAGGUGAGGUGCAUCGAGUUUGGAAUGCAUAUAAGCCAACACAUGAACCAUUUGCUAUUCUCUACUCCUGCAUGAUUACUUGUCUUUCAAAGCUUAAUGAUCUCGAGGGAGCAGAAAGCAUCCAUGAAGAGUUUGAGUCUAACUGCAGUGUAUACGAUUUCCGCGUACUGAAUAAGCUACUGGUAGCUUACUGCAAAAGAGGGCUCAUGGAGAAGGGUGAGUCUGUUUUGGAGGAGGCAGCAGAACGAAGAGUGUGUUACGCAAGUUCGUGGCAUAUAUUGGCCAUUGGAUACGUGAAUCAUGGUUUGAUGGGGAAGGCUGUUGAAAUGCUGAAAAGGGCAUUGUCGGUUGGUCGAAGAUCCUGGAGACCAAGCCCUGCAAUCUUGGAUUCCUGUUUCGAGUACUUGGAGAAACAGGGAGAUGUCGACGGCAUGGAGGAACUAGCGCAAUUGUUGAAGGAAGAGGGACCCCUUUCCCGUGAAUUAUAUCAUAGAUUUGUCAGGACAUAUAUUGCAGCUGAAAAAUCUACAGACGAUGAUGAAGAGAAUAUGACAACGAGUGGAACUGUCGCUUGAUGAAGGAGGAGAGAAACGCCUUCUCAUUUCUUUUUGGGUGGGAAAGAUGUUAGAUUGAAGUCUGCAGCUAACAUGGAAUCCUAAUUGCAUCAGGAUUGGAAGGGUGCCAAGUGGGAUGUUUGAAGAUUUGAAUAAGUCCGGGUUAGUCAAAGUGAUGUCGUUUAGGUUUAAUGAGUCUGUGUAAUAAGCAAACUACGUCGUCUGUAGAUUUGCUGUGUCAGUCCUUGUGUUUGGUUUAUUGUCAGUUUAGUCCAGGGUUGAGCAAACUUGUGCAGUUGAGUUCCUUUAGCUGAUCAAGUGCUCGUGCAGUUAGAGUAGCCUAGUUUUCAGGUUAGUGGGUGGUUUUGGUAGCAGCCUGGCUUGUGGCCUGCACCAACUCUAUAUGUACAGUUCUGUUUCAUCGUAAUAAACUGUCAGAUUGCAU